Molecule: messenger RNA, 1092 nt
Organism: Ostreobium quekettii
Lineage: Eukaryota; Viridiplantae; Chlorophyta; Ulvophyceae; Bryopsidales; Ostreobiaceae
Source: the annotation of a GenBank genome assembly
AUGAAGGAGGGCGAGGGCCGCGAGGCGUCCGACAGCAGGCUACAGAAGCUGGAGAUCCUGGAGUCCGUGCUGCAACAGUACCAGGAGCCCCAGUUCAAGAUCAUGGGCAACAUACUGCUGGAGAUCCAGCGCGCCAAGAUGUACUCCCUGCGGGGCUGCAGGAACCUGAGGGAGUACGUGUUGAAGCACCACGCCUUCCAGUGGCGCAGUGCGCGUCGGUACAUGAACGCUGUGCGCGUGAUGGACUUCCUGGCCGGCUGCCAAAGGGCACUGCCCACCAGCGAGAAGCAGGUGAGGUGCCUGGCGCUGUGCUCAAGAGAGGAGGUGAAUGCCAUCUGGGCCAAGGCCGUUGAGAUCGCGGAGGUCCAGAGCAUCCAGAUCACUGCGAAUCUCGUCAAGGGCAUCAAGGUCCAGAUAUGUCAGGAGGUGGACCCUGCGCCCCGUGGUCCACGUCCCUGGCAGGACGAGUACUCUCAGCCUGGCAACAAACGGCCCCAAAGCAAUGGAACAGGAGGUGCACAGGAUGGUGGCUGGGAAUUUACAGGCUUGUCAUCCGAUGAUGAUGGGGACUCGGACGAGGAGGAUGUCCAACCCAGAGGAGCCCAACCCACUCACUUGAAACUGAAAUGGGGUCGCAAGCGGAGCCGGCACCACGGAUACUCACGGGUGGGCGCCAGCGCCGCCCGGCCCCAGUCCGCCAACCCUCAGGCGCCCGCCCCGCGCGCCGUCAUCGCCUCCGUCCCCUUCCAGCCGCCCACGCCCUCCACCUCCGGCCAGCCGCAGUCCAACCCCGCUAUGUCCUACCCGUCGAUCCCCCUGCCGCCCGCAGGGCCCCUCGCGAUGUCCGACCUGCCCAUCGCCUCAGCGGCAUCGGCGGCUGUCCCCGAAUCGUGCGCGUCGAUGCCCCCGCCCGGCGUCGCGCAACGGGCGCCCGGGGCCUACGUUCCGGGCACGCCGGGCGUGGAGGCCGCGGCGAUGGACCUGAUGAGCAUGCGGCAGGGCCCCGGCGCGGCCACCGCCAGCCUGACGUCCGGGGACGUCGUAAUGUUCGGCGAGGAGGGCGCGCGGGCGGGCGAAGGUGGCGGGUGCUGA